Messenger RNA from Amborella trichopoda, 866 nucleotides. The record is from RefSeq and is a predicted model, not a curated record. NCBI's taxonomy places the organism in Eukaryota, Viridiplantae, Streptophyta, Magnoliopsida, Amborellales, Amborellaceae.
GCCGAGCUUGAGUGGCUUUCUCUCUUCGUUGAAGACUCAUUCUCCGAAUUCCCGUACGCCUCUGGUUCGAUGGUCCCUCGAAACCCAUCUGAGAAAAACCGCUUUUCCCCAAAACCAAUCUCAGAGAAACUCUCUCUCGCCUUUGAAAGACCCCAAGUUCCAGGCCGAGCCAGAAGCAAGCGCUUAAGAAGCGACAGGGUGUGGUGGCUGAAGGAUUCUUCUUCAUCGCCGUGCCUAAUCUUCAAAAACCCAUUCCGAAACGCUGACCUCUUUUACUGUCUCCAAAAACCACCAUCAAAGACGCAAAACCGCCCUGUAAAGAAGAAACCGCCACCGGAAAACCAGCAAAGACGGUGUAGCCAUUGUUUAGUUCAGAAAACACCUCAAUGGAGGGCCGGACCUUUGGGUUCGAAAACUCUCUGCAACGCUUGUGGGGUUAGGUACAAAUCAGGCCGCUUGUUGCCCGAAUAUAGACCUGCGGGUUCUCCAACGUUCCUGAGCGAGAUUCACUCCAAUAGUCAUAGAAAGGUCUUGGAAAUGCGGAAGAAAAAGGAGCUGCAGAAGCGGGAUAGUGGUACGUCGGUGGUUGAGACUUGUUGAGGCGGUUUUCCGGGAGCAGUUUAGUGGGUUUCAGUUAGUGGAAGGCGGUUUGCCGUGCUUAAUUUUGUGGAAGCCGUUUUGUAAAAAAUCCUUUCUUUUUUAUGACUUUAUUUUAUUUUAUUUUUGGUUUUUAGGUCUUGUAGUAAACGAUUGAUUUUUGGUUGAUAAUUUAGAGUGAAAAAGGGGCUGUUGCAACAGGCCCCCCCCACCCUUUUUUUUUCUUAAUUUUUAGUGGUUAUUAAUGGGAAUUUAGGUUUUUUUCCCUU